CGCAGGUCGGUAUUCUUCAUAACCUUCGAACUCAUCGUCGAUCCUUCAACAACACACCGACGACCAUAGUCCCCUGAAGACCGUCGAUAUAUCGGGAUCCCUACGAUCAUAUCUGCGGCACACACUCCCAUACUCGAUUCCUCUCCGCUACAACCAGCAUGGCUGUCGGCAAAAACAAGCGCCUUUCCAAAGGCAAGAAAGGCCUCAAGAAGAGAACUCAGGAUCCUUUUGCCCGCAAGGAUUGGUACAACAUCAAGGCACCAAGCACAUUCCAAACCAGAGAUGUGGGCAAGACGCUCGUGAACCGAACCACUGGUUUGAAGUCAGCCAACGACGCCCUCAAGGGACGAAUCUUUGAAGUGUCGUUGGCGGAUUUGCAGACAGACGAGGACCACGCUUUCCGCAAGGUCAAGUUGCGGGUGGACGAAGUGCAGGGCAAGAACGUGUUGACCAACUUCCACGGUCUCGACUUUACCUCGGACAAGCUGCGGUCGCUGGUGCGCAAGUGGCAGAGCCUGAUCGAGGCCAAUGUGACGGUCAAGACCACCGAUGACUACCUGAUCCGCCUGUUCGCCAUUGCCUUCACCAAACGCCGACCCAACCAGAUCAAGAAGACCACCUACGCUGCCUCAUCCCAGAUCCGUGCCAUCCGUCGCAAGAUGACCGAGAUCAUCCAGCGCGAAGCAACCACCUGCACCCUCGCCCAACUCACCGGCAAACUCAUCCCCGAGGUCAUUGGCCGUGAGAUUGAAAAGUCCACCCAGGGCAUCUACCCCCUGCAGAACGUCCACAUCCGCAAGGUCAAGCUCCUCAAGGCUCCCAAGUUCGACCUCGGUGCCCUCUUGGGUCUCCACGGUGAGAGCUCCACCGAUGAUGCCGGCCAGAAGGUCGAGCGCACCGACUUCAAGGAGCCCGCUCCUCUUGAGAGUGUUUAGAUGAACAUGGUGGUGUUGGGGUGGUGCUACGGGCAAGGAAACAGUUUGGUGAAGGCUGGUGAAGAAGAAUAGGACGACAAUGACCAUGAUGCGUGUGUGUGUAUGAGGGGGUUGAUGCAAGCCAACCGCUCGCGUUCCCCCAUCAUUGCCCUUUUGAUCGGAGAUGAAGCGGGUUCGGAUGGCUAGUGGAUUCCGAGUUCGAUGUCAAAAGGGUUUCGAGCAUCAAUGUCAAAAGCAAACAUCAUCAUGGCCUCGACAUGCACCUCAAAAGUGUCGUGUCAAGACCAUGGCCAAACAACAAUAACAUCAAUCUUGCUGCAGCAUGUUCAGGGGCAGAACGCAAAGUCAUGGGUGUUGUGUUCGAUCGGCACGACCACCAUACGUCUUUGUUACUGCUGACGGCGCUGAGUCAAGACCCAUGCUAGAUAUUUAGCAUAGCAUUGUGUCAAUCACUGGAAAAAAACGAAUUGAAAAAACUA
Messenger RNA from Exophiala mesophila, 1414 nucleotides. Its product is annotated as 40S ribosomal protein S1. Gene Ontology annotation, molecular function: structural constituent of ribosome. NCBI's taxonomy places the organism in Eukaryota, Fungi, Ascomycota, Eurotiomycetes, Chaetothyriales, Herpotrichiellaceae. Gene Ontology annotation, biological process: translation. The transcript is spliced from 2 exons. The record is from RefSeq and is a predicted model, not a curated record. Gene Ontology annotation, cellular component: cytosol; ribosome. Bases 159 to 935 code for a protein of 258 amino acids.